Molecule: messenger RNA, 1431 nt
Organism: Galeopterus variegatus (Sunda flying lemur)
Lineage: Eukaryota; Metazoa; Chordata; Mammalia; Dermoptera; Cynocephalidae
Product: alcohol dehydrogenase 1C
Exons: 9
Coding region: 100-1227 (375 amino acids)
Biological process (GO): retinol metabolic process; retinoic acid metabolic process
Cellular component (GO): cytosol
Molecular function (GO): all-trans-retinol dehydrogenase (NAD+) activity; zinc ion binding
Source: RefSeq, a predicted model, not a curated record
AAGCAAAAUAUCUGUGCAAUAUAUAUUCAUGUGCUGGAGCAAGGAGGAAGUCCACAAGGAUUCACCAGUCUCCUGAUCUCAACAGAACACAGAAACAACAUGAGCACAGCAGGAAAAGUAAUAAAAUGCAAAGCAGCUGUGCUAUGGGAGCUAAAGAAACCAUUUUCCAUUGAGGAGGUAGAGGUAGCACCUCCUAAGGCCCAUGAAGUUCGUAUUAAGAUGGUGGCCUCAGGAGUAUGUCGCACAGAUGACCAUGUGGUUACUGGAAACAUGGUCUCACCUCUCCCUGUGAUUGUAGGCCAUGAGGCAGCGGGCAUCGUGGAGAGCAUUGGAGAAGGGGUGACAUCAGUAAAACCAGGUGACAAAGUCAUCCCGCUCUUUAAUCCCCAAUGUGGAAAAUGUAGAAUUUGUAAACACCCGGAAAGCAACCUCUGCUUGAAAAACGAUCUAAGCAAUCCUCGUGGGACCAUGCAGGAUGGCACCACCAGGUUCACCUGCAGGGGGAAGCCCGUCCAUCACUUCCUAACUACCAGUUCCUACUCUCAGUACACAGUGGUGGAUGAGAUUGCAGUCGUCAAAAUUGAUGCAGCCUCACCACUGGAGAAAGUCUGCCUCAUUGGCUGUGGAUUUUCAACUGGUUAUGGGUCUGCCAUCAAAGUUGCCAAGGUCACCCCAGGCUCUACCUGUGCUGUGUUUGGCCUGGGAGGAGUGGGUCUGUCCACUAUCAUGGGCUGUAAAGCAGCCCGAGCAUCCAGGAUCAUUGCAGUGGACAUCAACAAGGACAAAUUUGCAAAGGCCAGAGAGGUAGGGGCCACUGAGUGCAUCAACCCUCAAGACUACAAGAAACCCAUCCAGGAUGUGCUAAAGGAAAUGACCGAUGGAGGUGUGGAUUUUUCCUUUGAGGUCAUUGGUCGGCUUGACACCAUGCUGGCUGCCCUUUUAUGCUGCCACUACUCAUGUGGCACAAGUGUCAUUGUAGGGGUACCUCCAGAUUCCCAAGACCUCUCAAUACACCCUGGACUGCUAUUGACUGGACGCACCUGGAAAGGAGCAGUUUUUGGUGGAUUUAAGAGUAAAGAUGAUAUUCCCAAACUCGUUGCUGAUUUUAUGGCUAAGAAGUUUUCUCUGGAUCCAUUAAUAACCCAUGUUUUACCUUUUGAAAAAAUAAAUGAAGGAUUUGACCUGCUGCGUUCUGGAAAGAGUAUCCGCACCAUCCUGACAUUUUGAGACCAUACAGAUGUCUGCCCUUGUGGCAUCUUCUGCCUCCUGCAUCCUGUGUCACGUGGAACACCAACUGGUCAACCUCAUGAACUCUAUUCUUCAGAGAUGCCAUCAAUCGAUCAAUCAAUCAAUUAAUCAAUAACAUGCAUAACAUAGGGGCUUUCCAGAAGAAACCAAUGUUGAUGUGAAAUCAUUUUCAUUCAAACAUUA